AGCAGGGAAACGUUCACCAAAGCGGCGUUUGAGAGAUGUCAUUGCUGUGUGUCGGAGUGAAGAAAGCUAAGCUGGAUGGACCUCAAGAGAAGUUUAACACCUACGUAACGCUGAAGGUGCAGAAUGUGAAAAGCACUACGAUCGCUGUCAGAGGCAGCCAACCAUGCUGGGAGCAAGACUUCAUGUUUGAGAUCAGCAGGCUGGACCUGGGGCUGACAGUGGAGGUGUGGAACAAGGGGCUGAUAUGGGACACCAUGGUGGGCACCCUCUGGGUUCCUCUGCACAGCAUCAGACAGUCCAACGAGGAGGGGCCAGGUCAGUGGCUGACCCUGGACUCUCAGGUCAUCAUGGCGGAGAACGAGAUCUGUGGAACCAAAGACCCCACCUUCCACCGAGUGAUGCUGGACACACGCUUCGAGCUGCCGCUAGACAUCCCGGAGGAAGAGGCUAGGUACUGGGCCAAGAAACUGGAGCAACUCAACGCCAUGAGAGACCAGGACUAUGGUUUCCAGGAGCAGCAGGAGAGACCACUGCCAAUACCAGCCACACAAUGCUGUAACUGGAGCUUGUGGGGAGACCAGAACGACGACCCGGACAGUGCGGUGGACGACAGGGACAGCGACUAUCGUAGUGAGACGAGCGCCAGCAUGCCCCCCCCCUUCUACACCACCUCCCAACCCAACGCCUCCGCACACCAGUAUCCAAUCAGAGGCUCCCAAUUCGACGGCCCUUACGACGAGGACUUCGGAAACGAGCUGGAUUACGACCAGAGAGCCAUGAGACGGUAUGAUAGCAUAGACUCCGCCACCAACGAUCAGAGUGAUCUGGACUCUGGUUCGAGCCGUCACACCAGCCGCCAGUUCUCCUUAGACAGUAGGCUCUCUCUCUCUGAUAGCCCCACAGGCAGCAGUCGCUACGCGUCCUCGGGGGAGCUGAGUCGGGGAAGCUCCCAGCUGAGCGGUGCGUUCGGUCCGGACGACGGGGACAGCCUACGUGGGUCGGAGUUCUACGAGGAGAACGACUCUUACCACUCCUGCCACUCGUCUGUCAGCUACGGGAAGGGUUCCCCCAGCUGGGACCCCGAGGACGAGGGGCAGGUGGUGUACAGCGACGAGGGGGGGUACGUGAAAGACGGUGGGGAGGAGGGGGCCAUAUACGAGGGGGAGGGAGCAGUGUAUGGGGGGGUGGUGGGGGUGGAGGGGGUGGUGGUGGUGGGGGAGGAGGUGUACCGCUACGAGGAUGAAGAGGAGCUGCCGUACGAGGAGGAUGAAGACCUCUACCCUCUGGAGGGUGCCCUGAGCGAAGACCAGGAGGCCCCCUACACCCCGACCCCCCCUACAGCUCUUGCUCCGCCCGAGGGCGCCUCCGUGCGACCCCCGUUUGAGAAACAAGUGUCCCUUCACCAGCGGGUUCCUCCCCAGUCCCAAGCCCAGGACCAGCUCCCCUCCCUGGACACCAACAGCCAGGAGCAGCCUCCCCAGACCACAGCCCCCACCAUGCCCAUCUUCACCCCCAAACAACCCCCCCUCGCCAUCCCCCAGGACCAGGAGCCUGUCCCUGACACCCUGCCCCCCCCGGAUGAAAUCCUACCUGUAGAAGAGGAGGCUCCGGUCAUAGAGAGCCCCCCCACGGCCCCCCCAGAGAAGGCAGAGGAGCCCCCCCUCCACAGGAGGGAGGUGAUGGAACCUGGUCCAGCCAGGGCCAAGGCCAACUGGCUCCGACUCUGCAGCAGAGUGCGACUACAGCUGCAGGAGGCCAGAGGAGAGUCAGUGGGUAUCUGCUCUCUGCUGCUUUCAGCAGGGGUGGGAGGGGCUCUGUACAGUAUAGACAGUAUGCCAGACCUACGCAAGAGGAAGGCCAUGCCUCUGGUACGAGACCUGUCCUUGGUGCAGAACUCCAGGAAGGCAGGCAUCACAUCAGCCCUGGCCUCCAGCACUCUAAACAACGAGGAGUUGAAGAACCACGUGUACAAGAAGACCCUGCAGGCUCUCAUCUACCCCAUCUCCUGCACCACGCCCCACAACUUCGAGGUGUGGACGGCCACCACGCCCACCUACUGCUACGAGUGCGAGGGCCUGCUGUGGGGCAUCGCCCGCCAGGGCAUGCGCUGCACCGAGUGCGGCGUCAAGUGUCACGAGAAGUGCCAGGAUCUGCUCAACGCCGACUGCCUGCAGAGAGCAGCAGAGAAGAGCUCCAAGCACGGGGCGGAGGACCGCACGCUGAACAUCAUCAUGGUCCUGAAGGACCGGAUGAAGAUCCGCGAGAGGAACAAGCCGGAGAUCUUCGAGCUCAUCCAGGAAGUGUUUGCCGUCAUCAAGGCCACGCACGUCACCCACAUGAAGCAGAUCAAGCAGAGCGUUCUGGACGGGACAUCCAAGUGGUCCGCCAAGAUCAGCAUCACAGUGCUGUGUGCCCAGGGGCUCCAGGCCAAGGACAAGACGGGCUCCAGUGACCCCUACGUCACCGUCCAGGUGGGUAAGACCAAGAAGAGGACCAAGACCAUCUACGGAAACCUUAACCCCGUCUGGGAGGAGAACUUCAACUUUGAGUGUCACAACUCGUCAGACCGGAUCAAGGUUCGAGUGUGGGACGAGGACGACGACAUCAAGUCUCGCGUGAAGCAGAAGUUCAAACGGGAGUCUGAUGACUUCCUGGGUCAGACCAUCAUCGAGGUCCGCACGCUCAGCGGAGAGAUGGACGUCUGGUACAACCUGGACAAGAGGACAGACAAGUCGGCCGUGUCGGGCGCCAUCCGCAUGCACAUCAACGUGGAGAUCAAGGGGGAGGAGACUGUGGCGCCCUACCAUGUCCAAUACACCUGCCUGCACGAGAACCUGUUCCACUACGUGACAGACAUCCAGAACCCUGGUGUGGUGAAGAUCCCGGAUGCGAAGGGGGACGACGCGUGGAAGGUCUACUUUGAGGAGACGCCCCAGGAGAUCGUGGACGAGUUCGCCAUGCGCUACGGAGUCGAGUCCAUCUACCAGGCCAUGACUCACUUCGCCUGCCUGUCGUCCAAGUACAUGUGUCCAGGCGUUCCCGCGGUGAUGAGCACGCUGCUCGCCAACAUCAACGCGUACUACGCCCACACCACACAGGCUGCCAACAACGUGUCCGCCUCCGACCGCUUCGCCGCCUCCAACUUCGGCAAAGAACGUUUUGUGAAGCUUCUGGACCAGCUGCACAACUCUCUGAGGAUAGAUCUGUCCAUGUACCGGAACAACUUUCCUGCCAGCAGUCCAGAUAGACUCCAGGAUCUCAAGUCCACGGUGGAUCUUCUGACCAGCAUCACCUUCUUCAGGAUGAAGGUCCAGGAGCUGCAGUCCCCCCCCAGGGCCAGCCAGGUGGUGAAGGACUGUGUGAAGGCCUGCCUCAACUCCACCUACGAGUACAUCUUUAACAACUGUCACGAGCUCUACAGCAGAGAGUACCAGACUGACCCGGCCAAGCAGGGCGUGGUCCCCCCAGAGGAGCAGGGUCCAAGCAUCAAGAACCUGGACUUCUGGUCCAAGCUCAUCACCCUCAUCGUGUCCAUCAUCGAGGAGGACAGGAACUCCUACACACCCUGCCUCAACCAGUUCCCCCAGGAGCUGAAUGUAGGGAAGAUCAGUGCUGAGGUGAUGUGGAACCUGUUUGCUCAGGAUAUGAAGUACGCGAUGGAGGAGCAUGAGAAGAACCGGCUGUGUAAAAGUGCUGACUACAUGAACCUGCACUUCAAAGUGAAGUGGCUCUACAACGAAUACUGCAAGGACCUGCCCUUCUUCAAGAGCAGAGUACCCGAGUACCCUGCGUGGUUUGAGCCGUUCGUCAUCCAGUGGUUGGACGAGAAUGAGGAAGUGUCCAGAGACUUCCAGCAUGGCGCACUGGAGAGAGACAAAAAAGAUGGGUUCCAGGUGACGUCUGAGCAUGCUCUGUUCUCCUGCUCGGUGGUGGACGUUUUCUCCCAGCUCAACCAGAGCUUUGAGAUCAUCAGGAAGUUGGAGUGUCCAGACCCCCAGAUUGUAGGGCACUACAUGAAACGCUUCGCCAAGACGAUCAGCAACGUGCUGCUGUCCUACGCCGAUGUCAUCUCCAAGUGUUUUGCCAACUACGUUACCAUGGAGAAAGUGCCCUGCAUCCUGAUCAACAACAUCCAGCAGCUGCGAGUGCAGCUGGAGAAGAUGUUUGAGGCCAUGGGCGGAAAAAAUCUAUGUGUGGAGGCCAGUGACAUCCUGAAGGACCUUCAGGUGAAGCUGAACAACGUGAUGGAUGAUCUGAGUAGAGUGUUCGCCACCAAUUUCGCGCCCCACAUCGAGGAGUGUGUGAAGCAGAUGGGGGACAUCCUGGCGGGGGUGAAGGGGAGCACCAACGUGGGCAACGCCAGCAGCGUGGCACAGGAUGCAGACAACGUGCUGCAGCCCAUCAUGGAGUUCCUGGACAGCAACCUAUCCCUGUUUGCUAAGAUCUGUGAGAAGACUGUUCUGAAGCGAGUUCUGAAGGAACUGUGGAAACUGGUGAUGAACACCAUGGAGAAGACCAUCGUCCUGCCCCCGCUCACUGACCAGACGGGCACUCAGCUCAUCCUCAGUGCAGCCAAGGAGUUGGGACAGCUCUCCAAACUCAAGGAGCACAUGGUUCGCGAGGAGGCUAAAGCUCUGUCUCCCAAGCAGUGCGCUGUGAUCGAACUGGCUCUGGACACCAUAAAGCAAUACUUCCAUGCAGGCGGGGUGGGCCUGAAGAAGGCCUUCCUGGAGAAGAGCCCUGACCUGCUGUCUCUGCACUACGCCCUGUCCCUGUACACACAGGCCACCGACAAGCUCAUCAAGACCUUCAUCCAGUCCCAGAACCAGCAAGUCUUCGGAGGAAAGGGAGUGAGGUUCACCACUAGUGAGGAUGUGUACCCAGACAAGGGGUCUGGCGUAGAGGACGCAGUAGGCGAGGUGUCCAUCCACGUGGAGAUCUUCACCCACCCCAACACAGGGGAACACAAGGUCACUGUGAAAGUGGUGGCAGCUAACGACUUGCGCUGGCAGACUCAAGGCAUCUUCCGGCCCUUCGUGGAGGUCUACAUCAUCGGCCCCCACCUCAGCGACAAGAAGAGGAAAUACGCCACCAAGUCCAAGAACAACAGCUGGGCUCCCAAGUACAACGAGACGUUCACCUUCACCCUGAGCGCAGAGGUGGGCCCAGAGUGCUACGAGCUACAGGUCUGCGUGAAGGACUACUGCUUCGCCCGCGAGGACCGCACGGUGGGCAUGGCGGUGAUGCAGCUCAAGGACAUGGCCUCCAGGGGCAGCGUGGCAUGCUGGCUCCCGCUGGGGAAGCGCGUCCACAUGGACGAGACGGGCCUCACCGUGCUGCGCAUCCUGUCGCAACGCAACAACGACGAUGUCGCCAAGGAGUUCGUCAAGCUCAAGUCCGACCAGCGCUCCGCGGAGGAGGGGCGAAGCUAAAAGGGAGGAUGGGGUCUGUAGUCUUUCCACUCCCCCCCCCCCCCUCACACGGCGCCAACCGGAGGCGUGGAGGCGUCACUGCAGAGCCGCCACUGUCGAACAGAGCUAGGUCAAAUGCAAUGUGCUAAAUGCUGUGAGGAAAACCGAUAGGGCUGCAUUUUCCCCACCCAGGUCAGUUCCACGUACAC
Messenger RNA from Osmerus eperlanus (European smelt), 5620 nucleotides. RefSeq names its product unc-13 homolog A (C. elegans) (gene unc13a). Bases 36 to 5432 code for a protein of 1798 amino acids. The transcript is spliced from 42 exons. NCBI's taxonomy places the organism in Eukaryota, Metazoa, Chordata, Actinopteri, Osmeriformes, Osmeridae. The record is from RefSeq and is a predicted model, not a curated record. Gene Ontology annotation, molecular function: calcium ion binding; calmodulin binding; diacylglycerol binding. Gene Ontology annotation, cellular component: terminal bouton; plasma membrane; presynaptic active zone cytoplasmic component. Gene Ontology annotation, biological process: presynaptic dense core vesicle exocytosis; neuromuscular junction development; synaptic transmission, glutamatergic.